GAUUUGCACAACCAGAAUUCCAUGGUGUGAAGAAGAUCAUAAAGAUUUCAUAGAUAGGUUUAUAUCAUAUAUUACCUUGGCUAAAGUAAAUAAUAAUGUAAAUAUUCUCACUAUAUUAGAUCGAUCCUUAAAAGGAAAAGCGAGAGAAUGGUAUUAUAGAGAAUUUGACAAUAAAAAUUGGGAGUUAGAAAAUGUACUUGAUAACUCUGGUAUAGGUGCAACAAUAGCACAUAUUCGUGGUGCUAAUGCAGGAGGUAUAAUGGGUGCAGUCGCUUCUUUCCCAAAUGUUUCACUUGGACUUACAGAUGCACAAAUUAUUUUUGCUCGAAAUAUGUUAGAAAUUGAAGCAUUAAGACAAGGCGUAUAUGAGAGUGUAUCUUUAUUCUGGGCAAAAAUUCAGAAAUAUGGUGAUCAACCCGGUUAUACUCCAGCACAGAAGAAAACUCAUUUUUUAUCUGGAGUUAGACCUGAUAUUAGAGAUGAAAUUUAUAGAAUUGGUCAAACAAAACCCAUUAACGAUAUUAUUGAUAGUUUGGCAGAACUUGAAUUACGUCAUGGAAUAUUACAACAGGCACUACUUCAACUUCGCCAUGCACCUAUUGCUUUUGCUAUUCCAGAUGUUAUACCUCAACAACCAGCAUUCUCCAUGGCUGAUAUGCAAAAAAUGAUUCAAGAUGCAUUUGCAAAACAGCGAGCUGAAUCUAAAGCUGAGAUAGAAAAAUUAAAGGCUGAACUUCAAGCACAACAACCACAAGUUGCAACAGUAGGAAAUUUUCAACCUCUACCCAAGUUUUACCCUAUAAAAUCAGAAAAAACUCGGCAAACAUUUUACAUAGUAGAUCAAGAAGAAGGAGGACAUAAGGAUGUACCAAUAUCUAUAAAAUAUAAAAAUAAAUGGGUUACUGAAACAGGACAUGUUGUUGUUAUUGAUGAUGGAAAACUCGAUUACCUUCUUUGUUUAGAAAUGCCAUGGAUUCGAAAAGUUCAAGAAAUUCUAGAUACAAACAAACAUGAAUUUCGAAUGAUAGUUGUUGAAAAACUUAUAUUAUUCUAA
Molecule: messenger RNA, 1054 nt
Organism: Dentiscutata erythropus
Lineage: Eukaryota; Fungi; Glomeromycota; Glomeromycetes; Diversisporales; Gigasporaceae
Source: the annotation of a GenBank genome assembly